Messenger RNA from Glarea lozoyensis ATCC 20868, 1962 nucleotides. RefSeq names its product Chromo. The transcript has 8 exons. Lineage: Eukaryota; Fungi; Ascomycota; Leotiomycetes; Helotiales; Helotiaceae. The record is from RefSeq and is a predicted model, not a curated record. Gene Ontology annotation, cellular component: nucleus; NuA4 histone acetyltransferase complex; Rpd3S complex. The coding region runs from base 1 to 1962 and encodes 653 amino acids. Gene Ontology annotation, biological process: regulation of DNA-templated transcription; chromatin organization.
AUGGCUCCAAAAGCAACGGAAUCCGCGUCUCCAUUCGCCAAAGAUGAGAAAGUUUUGUGCUUCCAUCACGAGAUGCUCUACGAGGCAAAAGUCCUGGACUCGCAGCAUGUUCCCCCAAGCAGCUGGCGAUUCAAGAUACAUUACAAGGGAUGGAAAAACACUUGGGAUGACUGGGUUCCUGAAGACCGAGUCCGCAAAUUUACAGACGAGAAUAAAGAACUAGCUGCCCAACUUCAUACACAAAUGAAGGCGCUUCAGAGAGGAACGAAGUCCGUCACGAAGUCCAGCAAGAAGCCGAAUGGAUCAGAUUUCAGCUCGGCACGAGGUAGCGAGGAAAGACACACCUCUGUCGCAGCAACUGGCGGCCGUGCUGGUCAGAGAAGAAACAGAGAUUAUGACAUUGAAACAAGCGUGGUGGUUCGGCAAACCGCUCCUGGACGACAAACACCUCAACUCAAGGCACCUCCAACAACACAACUUUUGGUAAACACCCACAGUAGAUUUCUCUACCCAUACAAGUCAUUGGAUCAACGCGCUCACAGGGGUAUAAUUACUGUAUUUUCGCCAUCCUUGACCACCAUCACAACGCUCAACUCGUGGUUGAUAAUGGCAACUGGAUCAGCCUUAGCCUCAUCAUCCGAGGUUUCUAAACAAGAGUCCCAACAGAAUGAUCGUGGUGUCCAAGCCGGCGAUUCUGAUCGCGAUUCUGAAACCUCUGUCGGCGCCGUGCAGAACUCGCCCAAACGCAUCGGGCUACCAGACAAAUCACCCAGCCCAACAGCGCCGCCACGGAAGAGACAAGGCACUGGUAAAACCUCUUCUGCGCCAAAGGUUACUUCUGUGGGACAGCGAGCUACCAGAAGCCGCGCUCAAGAGCAAGACUGGAACAAAAUCAACAACGUCGAUUGGCCCAUCAUGAAGAUGCUCACAACAGAAGAGUGUCUUGCUCCUGAUCUAUUGCUCAAAUUGCCGACCAAGAACCAUACGUACAUCGACUCGCAAGGAAGACUCAGAGACCCUGACAAGUACUCCCGGGGCCAAAAUGCUCCCGUGGCCCCAGAGCAACCGCUCAAGAUUCAUCCUACGCUCGCUCGACACAUCAAAAAUGGGACCGCCACUAAAUAUAACACGCUGUGGUAUCAGAAUAUGGACGAAGAGUCUUGGGCUCCACUUGCUGGUGUCAUUGCUCCCAAAUCUGAACUCCGUUUAAAACAGCCACCAUCGGCUCAACCGUCCAGUGAGGAGUCCGAGAAUCUACCUGUUGAUCAGGAUCAAGAAGCUUCAGAUACCAUCGAGGAGAAUUUUCAUUCGCGGCCAUCAGUUAAGCUUGCCAUGCCUGAUCAAAUCAAGGCUAUUCUGGUCGAUGACUGGGAGAAUGUCACCAAAAAUCAGCAGCUUGUUCCUCUUCCCUGUCUUUAUCCAGUGAACGCCAUUCUCAAUGACUACUUUGAUUAUGAGAAACCAAAGAGGCAACCGGGUAGCCCUCAAGAAAACAUUCUAGAAGAGGUGAUGGCAGGACUGAGGGAUUAUUUCGAAAGAUGUCUAGGUCGUAUCCUUCUGUAUCGAUUUGAGCGUCAACAGUAUACCGAGGUCAGAGAAGCAUGGGCUGGCUCUGAAGGCGACUUAGCUGGCAAAAACGCUUGUUCCACAUAUGGAGCAGAACAUUUGUGUCGACUACUAGUAACACUUCCGGAGCUGAUUGCGCAAACAAACAUGGAUGUUCAAUCCGUCAAUCGCUUGCGAGAGGAGCUUACCAAGAUGUGUAACUGGAUUGGUCGUAAUGUGGAGAAGUACUUUUGCAAGGAAGCCGUUACAGGACGUAUGGGUUUUGCAAAAGAAGGCUGGAUAGUCUGGACACUGCGAUUGAUCGAUGGCUAUGAUGAACGAAGGAUCACCCCUGGUACAGACAAGAAUAUGAUUGAAGAGUUUUUUGGCUCUGAAUUGGAUUCUGCAAUCGCCUAA